AUGGGGGGCUUUGAGGAGGAGGAUUGGGAGGAGAUGCUGGAGGAGUUUGGCGACCCCUUUGAGACCGGAGCAGAUCUUCCGCCUCCUGUUGAGAGGCCCUUGGCACAGGUCUUUGAUUUCAUCGAGGUCUGUGGUGGCAGUGGGGUUGUUUCGGAGCAAAUGGCAAUGUUGGGCUAUACAGUCGGCCCCAUCAUCGACCUCUCCUACUCGCCACACUAUGACAUGACAAAGACAAGGACCUUGGAGUGGCUGCUGUACUUGGUGCAAUCAGCAAGAGUUCGUGCUUUGAUGCUGGAGCCGCCUUGUACCACUUUUUCAGCAGCAGCACAUCCCAUGGUGAGGUCCUACAAGAGCAAGAUGGCCUGGUUGACAGAGUGGGCCUACCUAUUGAGCCUGGAGGGGGUUGCGGAGACUUUCACAGCCUCAUGUUCCUUUGGAAGCCCUUUCCAAAAGGAGUUCCGGUUCUUGACAGCCAACAUGCAGCCACAUGAAAUUUGUCAUCCUUGCACCCGAGAUCAUGAGCACGUUCGUAUAGAGGGAGCGCUGACAAAAGGUUCGGCAGUUUACUGUCCUGCACUGGCAGCCUCUCUUGCAAAGCUCUUCCACAAGCACUUACGAGCUGAAUCAAAAGCAUUGAACAGGGUCGACAUCAAGACUACAGGUUUGGAGGGCUUGCUCACAAAUGAGCUGGCAAAGAAAGCCUGCUGGGAGGUGUCGUCAUCGUGGAAAUGGAAGGGAAACUCCCAUAUCAACAUCUUGGAGCUUGCUAGCCUUUUCCAGGCUAUGAAGAAGGCGGCCCGAAGAGGUGGCGGCCGCUUCUGUUUCCUCCUGGACUCCUACGUGGCUUUGCGCGCAAGCUCAAAAGGGCGGUCAUCAUCUCGUGCACUAGCGCCGCUCCUUCGCAAGACCUUUGCCCUUAGCCAGGCUUUUGCUGUGUACGCGGCGGGAUUGUUUUGUCCCACUCGUCUCAACCCGUCAGAUGACCCGACUCGAGAUGUGCCACUUCGAACUCCACAGAGUGACUCUUGCUUCAUGGACUUCUUGGAUUUCAAUGGACUUUACUCAAUGGCUGCCAUGCCAAAGCUUCGUCGCUGGGCCUCGAAUUGGGCCAGCUUGACCCUGGCGGUGUUGCUAGCUUUGAGCCAUGGCAUGCGCCCCCGGCAUACUGCAGAUGAAAGCAGGGCUCUGGCCCGCGUCGAGAAGCCGUUAGAGUUUGGUCGCCCAGUUCAACAGUCCACUAAAACAAACAGAGACCGGUUGCUGCAAUGUUUUUCAGAUUGGUUGAGAGAGCGUGGUGUUUUGUUGCAACAGCUUUUGAACCUAGCGCCAAAGGAGCCGGAGCAGCUGAUUCAUCUGCUGACAAGGUACGGCAUUGAUUUGUACACCUCAGGCCGACCAUACAGCCACUACGCCGAGACCAUAAACAGCAUUGGAGCUCAGCAACCGGGGGUCCGUCGGCUUCUUAGUGGGGCCUGGGACCUGGCUUUCAGCUGGCUCCGCGAGGAGCCCUAUGAGCACCACGUUGCCUGUCCGUACCAGGUCAUGCUUGCAGCAACUACUCUAGCUAUUGUUUGGGGUUGGCCCCGGGUCGCAGGUGCAAUCCUACUUUCCUGGGGAGCUAUAUGCAGGAUAGGUGAGGUGGUGGCAGCAAAGCGCUCAGACCUGGUUUUGCCGGUGGAUACCGGCGGAGCAUUGUGGACAGUGAUGUUGAGGGUCGGCGAACCGAAGACCCGCUUCCGUGCCGCAAGGCACCAGUUGGCACGGCUAGAUUGGCAGGACCUUGUUGGAGGGCCACUUGGGCGUCCCCUAGACCUAGGUAGCCUGAGAGCAGGUGGUGCAACUCACUUGCUCAUGGUCACGGAGGAUUCAGAGCUGGUCAGAAGGAGAG
Molecule: messenger RNA, 1888 nt
Organism: Durusdinium trenchii
Lineage: Eukaryota; Dinophyceae; Suessiales; Symbiodiniaceae
Source: the annotation of a GenBank genome assembly